Paramecium primaurelia is the source of this 315-nucleotide messenger RNA. NCBI's taxonomy places the organism in Eukaryota, Ciliophora, Oligohymenophorea, Peniculida, Parameciidae. The record is from the annotation of a GenBank genome assembly.
UUUUGGUAGCAUAAUCAAAUGAAUGGAAGGGGCAUUUACUAUUGGCCAGACGGAAGGAAUUAUGAUGGGGAGUACUUAAAUGAUAAGAAACAUGGAUUUGGAGUGUAUAAAUGGAAUGAUGGUCGAUGCUAUGAAGGAUAUUGGUUAUAAGGGAAGCAACAUGGAAUAGGAAGGUAUAUGUUAAACGAUGGACAGAGUUAAGUCGGAGUUUGGGAGAAUGGGAUAAGAAAAAAAUGGUUAGAAGGAGAAAGUAAAAUAGAGAGACCUAAGGAUUGGGAUAAAUAUGUUCAUCCGAAAUUAGAAGACUUUUAAUGA